Messenger RNA from Hyla sarda, 1236 nucleotides. RefSeq names its product olfactory receptor 1468-like. NCBI's taxonomy places the organism in Eukaryota, Metazoa, Chordata, Amphibia, Anura, Hylidae. Gene Ontology annotation, biological process: G protein-coupled receptor signaling pathway. The transcript has 3 exons. The record is from RefSeq and is a predicted model, not a curated record. Bases 1 to 1236 code for a protein of 411 amino acids. Gene Ontology annotation, molecular function: G protein-coupled receptor activity; olfactory receptor activity. Gene Ontology annotation, cellular component: membrane.
AUGGAAGAGACUAGCAGCCUCAUGGCUAUCUCCAGAAAGAGAGAAAGAGAGAGAAAGAGAGAGAAAGCAUGGGAUGAAGAAAGGACAUAUAUUGCCGAGGUCUGUACUGGAUCUUCAGUGUUAGAUUGGAAUACCGAUGUUACCAUUCCAUGUGGCACUUAUGUUGGAAAGGAGGUUCUAGUAGGCAUCUGCAUUCACUCCUGGGACCAUCGAGAAAGUACAGGAGGAGUCCCCCAGGUGGAUGGAGUAUGGGAGACCUCCCUGCUCCCCGAGAUCUUCUUGCUUGCCUCGGAGGAGAAGAAUGUGACUGCGCUAUAUACGUUUUUCCUCUUAGGAUUUCAGAUUAAUGGAGAUGUAAGAAUUCUCCUGUUCUGUCUUCUCCUGGUGGUUUAUUGUGGGACCAUAUGUGGAAACCUCCUGAUCAUCUCCCUGGUGUCCUCCAGCAGGAACCUCCGCACCCCCAUGUACUUCUUCAUCUCUCAUCUGUCCAUCAGUGACCUCUUAUUAUCUACAGACAUUGUCCCUAAUAUGCUUCAUAUAGUCCUGAAUAAUGGGGGGGCCAUUACUUUUAUCGGCUGUAUUACUCAGUUUUAUUUUUUUAGUUCUUCAGAAAAUGUUGAGUGUUUUGUCCUCGCUGUGAUGUCCUAUGACAGAUAUGUGGCCAUCUGUAACCCCCUCCGCUACACCUCUAUCAUGACUAGUGGACAUUGUGUCAUAUCCUCCAUCAUCUGCUGGUUUGUCGGGUUUUUGAUUACAUUAUUUUUUGCCAUUACAUUGGUAAAUCUAAACUUUUGUGGACCAAAUAUCAUUGACCAUGUCUUCUGUGACAUCAUGCCUUUACUAGACCUCUCCUGUUCUGACACUUUCAUUGUUCAUUUAGUCGUGUACGUCAUAGGAACUCCACUUCUCCUAAUUCCAACCACCAUCAUUGUUGUGUCUUAUACUUAUAUUGUCUCAUCUGUCUUAAGGAUCUCAUCCAGUACCGGUAGACAGAAAGCCUUCUCCACCUGUAGCUCCCACCUCAUUGUGGUCUCCAUAUUCUACGGGACAAUAAUCAGUGUUUAUCUCAUCCCAACAAAAGGCCGAACACUCUCCAUAAGUAAGAUCCUCUCCCUGCUAUACACAGUGUUCACUCCUUUGGUCAACCCCAUUAUAUACAGUCUGAGGAAUAAAGACAUCAGGAAAGCUGUACAGGAAACCCUUCAGAAGCCGGUUAUUUGGUGGAUCAAAGAUUAA